This is a messenger RNA of Alligator mississippiensis (American alligator), 1324 nucleotides long. RefSeq lists its product as uncharacterized. The coding region runs from base 1 to 906 and encodes 301 amino acids. Lineage: Eukaryota; Metazoa; Chordata; Crocodylia; Alligatoridae. The transcript has 7 exons. The record is from RefSeq and is a predicted model, not a curated record.
AUGGUUGGGAGAGAGCCCACAUACUUGACAAAUCGAAUUAUUAGGCUCCAGGCCGUAGUAGAAAUUGUUACCAAUAAAACUGUCGCAGCCCUGCGUCUGAUUGGCAACCAGCUCACUCAACUACGUACCACGGUACUGCAAAACCGCUUAGCUCUUGACUACUUACUUGCAAGUGAAGGAGGGGUGUGCAGGAAGUUGAAUUUAUCAAAUUAUUGUGUUGAAAUCGAUGAUAAUGGCAGAGCCGAGGGUGGCGCUGCAUUUGCUGGGGCUGUGGGGCUGUGUGGGGCAGGAGGGUUGCUACAGCCUGCAGCCCAGACACUGCUCACAGCAGAACCAGGGAAGGGGGGCAAAGGCAGGGGAAGGCUGUCUUGCAGGAACUGCAGAGGAGCUGCUGCUUGCUGCUCAGAGACCCCAGGAGCACAGAGAUGGACACCAGUGCCAGGGAGCGUCCACAGACCACGUGCAGGGACACAGGCAGGGCUACUGGCUACUGGGUACCCUAGGAUCCCAUUAUUCAGAUGGGCUCCACCAAUUGGAAUUGCAGAAUCUCAAGCCCAGCACUCAUCCAGAGUUCAAAAGUGCUAUCUUUAUAUGAAGCUAGCUAUCUGCAUCAAGAAAAACUACACAGCUCCCUUUAUGAAACGGUAUAAGUUUACAGCAGGAAAGAAAAUAAGAAAGUAUAGAAAUAAUUCUAUCUUUGUGGACAAAAGAAAUAAACCCUCUUUUUGGAGCUGUUAUGGUGGACUGAAUGUACUUCAUCUCCAGCAAUGGGAAGAAGGGGUAGGAUUCAGCAUACUCCCUUUCAAAGGACUGAUACAGAGGCAUAGAGGGGAAGGAAGAUCCUCUGUGAUUCUGGAUGGCAAAGCUCUACUGGAUCAGAGUUGGCAGCAGCCAGCGGUGCCAUGAAGUCUGCAUCAGGGUAGUCAACCAGCAGCUCCAGAGAUGGUGUCUUCGUGAGGGUUUUGGAUUUUACAGCCAUGAUCAGCACGUCCAGGGAGGAGGCUUCCUGGGAUGGGACGAUCUUCAUCUCUCUCCUAGAGGGCAUCAUCAAACACCUGAGCCACUUAACCCACAUCUUUGCCAGCUGGGUAGACAGUGCCCAUGAUGCUCACAUCUUCCACAACUUCCUACUCCUGGUUUCCCUGAUUUCAUCAUCAGUGAUGUCAUUGUCCUCCCCCCACAUUCAUUGAAGACCUGAUCUACCCCCUCCUGCCCUGGCUGAUGAAGCCAUGUGCGGGGCAGCUGGACUGCUGGAAGGAGCAUUUAAACUACUUCCUGAGUAGGUGCUGCAUGAUGGUGGAGUAUGCCUUUGGCCACCUCAAGG